Molecule: messenger RNA, 933 nt
Organism: Enterobius vermicularis (human pinworm)
Lineage: Eukaryota; Metazoa; Nematoda; Chromadorea; Rhabditida; Oxyuridae
Source: the annotation of a GenBank genome assembly
AUGGAUGCAAUAUUGUUUUGUUUUACUGUUAUUACAACAAUUGGUUACGGUAACGUAGCACCGCAAACAAUACAAGGACGUCUUUUUGUAAUUAUUUAUGGUCUUAUUGGUAUACCUUUCACAAUGUUAGCAAUUGCAAAUUUAGGAAAAUUUUUAGCCGAAUUAUUGAAAAAGUCAACAAGACCACUACUGGAAUGUUUAAGGCGAAUACAUCGAAACAGAAAAAAAGCAGCAGAAAGCCGGUCAAAAGAGAAAGAAGUUUUAGUGUCACCGUCAAGCGCCAAAGUUGAAGAGGUAUAUAAUGAAUGUAAUUUUUUCCUUCUAAAACAAAAAGUGGAUAAAAAAAAUUUAAAGGCACAUUCUUACAGAUCUUUAGUGAGAGGCUCUAAUCAUCUUUAUCUGAAAUCAAACGCCGAGACUUCUGGUGAACCUGAGGUUGGAGCGUGGGGCGAAGCAUUAAUACUAUUUAUCGCAUUUUUUGCGUACAUUCUUGUUGGAUCAAUGGUAAUUUCAACAUAUGAACCUGAAAUGGACUUUUUUGGUUCAAUUUAUUUUAACUUUGUUUCCCUGACCACUGUUGGUCUUGGCGAUUUAGUUCCAAAAAACGAAACAUAUUUACUCUUUACACUUGUAUAUUGUGCUGUCGGGUUGGCUCUUACAACGAUAGCUAUUGAAAUUGCAGCUGAAUAUUUGAAAAAAUUGCAUUACUUUGGAAGGAAAAUUGAUAAUGUUGCAAACGUUAAUAUAUGGUUCGGCGGAAAAAAGUUAACAAUGAAACAACUAGUAAAAAAUCUUGGAGAUCAAUUCAAUUUGCCAGUUCACGAAAUUGCGGAUUUAAAUUUAGAUCAUUUUGUCGAUGCUGCUAUACGAGUUGAAGCCGGCGAGCUUGCCACAUUACGGGUAAUAUAUUCCAUCUGUAUCAACACUUUUUGA